Molecule: messenger RNA, 2151 nt
Organism: Colletotrichum acutatum
Lineage: Eukaryota; Fungi; Ascomycota; Sordariomycetes; Glomerellales; Glomerellaceae
Product: adaptin N terminal region-domain-containing protein
Exons: 4
Coding region: 1-2151 (716 amino acids)
Biological process (GO): vesicle-mediated transport; intracellular protein transport
Cellular component (GO): membrane coat
Molecular function (GO): clathrin binding
Source: RefSeq, a predicted model, not a curated record
AUGUUUAUGGCCUACGUGCCCCCGCCGACUUAUGUCAAUAAACUAAUAACCUCCAAGGGUAAAGUUGCAGAACUGCGGCUGGAACUCAACAGCGGCGGCAAGAAGGAUAAGAACUAUGCAAGCAAGAAGAUUGCGCUGAAGAAGAUUGUCGCCAACAUGACCAUGAGCAACAAUGAUAUGGUCGCGCUAUUCCCCGACAUCAUCGGCUGCAUGCAUAUCCAGAGUCUCGAGAUCAAGAAGAUGUGCUUCUUGUUCCUGGUCAACUACGCCAGGAUGCGGCCAGAAAUUGCCGUCCAGGCUAUUCCCGUGCUGGAGCAGGAUAUGGAAGAUCACAAUCCGCUGGUCAGAGCUUUGGCCCUGCGAACGAUGUCUUACAUACACGUCCGGGAAUUCGUCGAGGCGACUGUUCCUUUGGUCAAGCACAUGUUGAAGGACGCGGAUCCAUACGUGAGGAAGACGGCCGCCUUCUGCGUCGCAAAGCUAUAUGACCACGAUAGGCGCAUGAUCGAGGGGUCAGAUCUAAUCGACAGGCUCAACACGCUUCUCAGAGAUGACAACCCUACCGUAGUGGCCAGUGCGCUAGCAUCGUUGAUGGACAUUUGGGAGCGUAGUGACGCCAUCAAGCUCACCAUCGACUACAGCAAUGCCUCCAAGAUGGUGGCUAUCCUUCCCGACUGCUCAGAAUGGGGUCAAACAUAUAUCCUCGAGGCACUCAUGUCAUAUGUGCCCCAAGAGUCAGGGGAAGCCUUGCUUCUUGCAGAGCGCAUAUCGCCGCGCCUUUCACAUUCAAACUCGGCCGUCGUACUAACCUGCAUCCGCGUCGUUCUGUAUCUCAUGAACUACAUCUCGGACCAGAGACAGAUCGCAAUCCUGUGCAAAAAGCUAUCGCCUCCCCUGGUGACGCUCCUUGCCAAGGGCCCAGAAGUACAGUACCUCGCUCUGCGAAACGCUCUGUUGAUCUUGCAGCGUCGACCUGAAGUCUUGCGCAACGACAUUCGGGUCUUCUUCUGCAAGUACAACGACCCCAUCUACGUAAAGGUCACGAAGCUGGAGCUCAUCUUCAUGCUCGCCAACGAAAACAACAUCGAUGAGGUCCUCACCGAACUUAGAGAGUACGCGACGGAAAUCGACGUUCACUUCGUUCGCAAGGCAGUGCGAGCGAUAGGCAAGCUGGCUAUCAAGAUCGAGCCGGCAGCGCGGCAAUGUAUCAACCUGCUCCUCGAACUGGUUGCGACCAAGAUCACGUAUAUUGUACAGGAGGCCACGGUCGUUAUUAGAAACAUCUUCCGCAAGUAUCCGAACCAGUACGAGUCCAUCAUCGGCACCCUCUGCGAGCACCUUGACUCUCUCGACGAACCGGAAGCAAAGGCUGCCAUGGUCUGGGUCAUUGGACAGUACGCGGAUAGAAUAGAGAACAGCGAGGCUCUCCUGGAAGACUUUUUGUACUCGUUCGCGGAGGAGCCGGUAGAAGUACAGCUGGCACUGCUCACGGCGACCGUCAAGCUCUUUAUUCAGAGACCGACCAAGGGUCAAGAGCUGGUGCCUCGCGUCCUCAAGUGGGCGACGGAAGAGACGGACAACCCGGAUCUUCGCGACAGAGCCUACAUGUACUGGCGACUCCUAUCGACAGACAUGGUCGCAGCCAAGCAAAUCGUCAUGGGCGAGAAGCCGCCCAUCACGGCCGAAUCUGAGCGUCUCGACCCGGCCACCCUCGAAGAGAUGUGCCUCAACGUCGGCACGCUCGCCACAGUGUACCUGAAGCCGGUGCAAACCGUCUUCCGCUCGGCGCGGCCCAAGAAGCUGACGGAUUCCCCUGCGCUGCAGAAGCACCUCCUUCCGACGUCCAUUGAGAACCAAAAGAGCCUGAGCAUGCUCGGCAUGGGCGGACAGGCGCAGGACUAUAACAUGCACGGCCAGCACAUCGCCAACGACCCGGCGGCGGCCAACGGCGAAAUGGCGCAGGCGGUCAACGACGCGGACGCGUACUUUAACAGUAUCGGACCGCAGCAGAUGGCGGCCAUGAGGAUCGACCAAGGAGACGUUUUUGGUGAGACUGGGGGUUACGAGACGGGGUAUGUGGUGAAUCAGCACGCGCCGCAGCAGGUGGUGCAGCCGGCGCAGGGGAGCAAUGGUGAUUUGUUGGUGCUGUGA